Serpula lacrymans var. lacrymans S7.9 is the source of this 273-nucleotide messenger RNA. RefSeq lists its product as uncharacterized. The transcript has 2 exons. The record is from RefSeq and is a predicted model, not a curated record. Bases 1 to 273 code for a protein of 90 amino acids. Lineage: Eukaryota; Fungi; Basidiomycota; Agaricomycetes; Boletales; Serpulaceae.
AUGUCUACAGUAUACUAUCAGCUCCCGGAUCUUCUUUCUAUGCUCCCAAGGAAGACUGGGAAGACCAUCAGCCCACAUUUCGCAGAAGCAGACGCUAGGUAUGUGGAAUGGGUAAAGAAUUGCAAGGUCUUUGGAUCUUAUGCCCAAGCCGCUUUCCGUAACGCAGAAAUGCCCCUAUUGGCCUCACUAGCGUGGCCUUACACCAGCGCCGAAGAUAUCGGUUUUAUCCUGGACUACAUGAGUCUUUCUUUUGUCCUGGAAGAAAUGACGUGA